Molecule: messenger RNA, 2133 nt
Organism: Recurvomyces mirabilis
Lineage: Eukaryota; Fungi; Ascomycota; Dothideomycetes; Mycosphaerellales; Teratosphaeriaceae
Gene: BNI4
Product: bud neck involved protein
Exons: 2
Coding region: 1-2133 (710 amino acids)
Biological process (GO): actin cytoskeleton organization
Molecular function (GO): actin binding
Source: RefSeq, a predicted model, not a curated record
AUGCUCCACUCUCGCCCUUCCUCCUCCGAUGCCUUUCAAGCACAGCCACAGCAAUACCCGCAACCGUCACGGCCCGCACAGCAACCUCGGAGCGUAUAUGGCGGACAGAAUGGCAGCUAUAGGGGAGCAUCGGCUGCUCCAGUCCAGCCGUAUGCUUUCCAGAAUACACCACAUUUACGAGAGAACAGCCGGACGACUUCUACACCAGCCGGGCUACAUAACGGUCUUCGGCAAGCGACGCAUGCUCCGUCACCAUCUACAUCGUCCUCGGAUGCUUCCUCCGUGCCGUCGGGGAAGGACGAUUCAGUGAUGGGCUCGCGGCCGGGAUCAGUUAUCAACCUUUCUCCACAACUACCGGAUCUGUCAUUCACACCCUUUGACCAAACAGUGAAGUCUUCGCCAGACCGAUACCGACGUCCAGCUCAGAAACGAAUGGACUCGAGCAGCGCCUCCAUCAAGACAACGCAGCAAGGCUCGGCUGCUCCAUCAGGCUCAGGCAUGGGUGCUGUCAAUCACCUUUAUCAACCUGCUCCUCCAGUACAGAGGCAAGAGAGUGUGGACGACACCGCUGUGUCGAAGAAAGAGUCAGAGCUUGCCAAGCGGUAUAGGAGACGAAGUUUGAACACACUGGACACCCAGGCACUCAACCCACCACAGGCUGGUGCUGGCGCUCAAAGGCCAAUGUCGGGCCACAGCACAAGCGCGACAUCUACGCCAACCACUAUCCGACCCGUGUCGUUCCAGAGUCAGAUAUCCAGUGAUGAUGGCCUCACCAAAUCCACUAACGCUUCACAAACCUCAUUGAGCAAGGUCGAGCCGGUAAAGGAUGGCUUCAAGGAUGUCAAUAAAUCCGCAGCACCUCACAAGAAUCUCGCAGUACCGCCACGAGGUUCGUCAGACGCUAGCAAGCGGCUAGGUGCACCGUCACCGCUGUCCAAGCAAGCUCCGGAGCAAGAGCGGCAGCAAGCACCCGUCAUGCCUAGAUCGUAUGCUUCUGUAGCUCAAUCCGCCGUUGCUUCGCCGGCACCUAGUGCUGCGGCCGCUCAACUGGCUGCUGUGUCAGACAAGGAUCUCAACAAAGGCAUGAAGUCACGGUUACGACGUGCGCUAUCGUUCGGCAGUGCGCAGGAGCUUCGACGAGCAGCUGGCGAGAACAGCCAAGCUGCUUCAACUGCUCAGCAGGUCAGAGCACAGCACCAACAAAAAGUCGAGACAGAGCUGGAACUGGAUGCGGAGCAACAGGAGAUCGCGAGACGGCAGGAGGCUGCUGGGAUUGGUGCUGGCAUCUAUUCUGGACAAGGUGGCUUCUCAGGCUCUACGGACAACUUGUCCAUCUCGUCUACAGCAUCCUCUGCCUCCAUGAUGUUGAGGAAGAUGGGUCGUGGUGCCAAGAAGAGUGCUAGAAGCAUCAAGGGCUUGUUUAGACCCAAGUCCGUGGUCGGUGUACCAGCCGCUGAUGGUCCGGUCAACAUGGGUGCCGGGUCGAUCACACAACCAAGCGUGGCACAGGUAUCCAUGGUCACAGUGGAGGCCGAACGGCACAAGGUCAACGUCAAUGCCGAAGCGUCGGAGAAGGCUGGCGGUGGCACAGGAUACCCUAAGCUGGAACGCAACUCGAUUGAUACUGGCAGUGUGACGCUGGUACCUGAGCGAGGAUCUGCUGAUGGCUCGGACUCGCGACGAAGCAUUGUUGGUAGCGACAAAGAUCGCACUGAGGCCCUGACGGCCAUCAAGAAGAGUAUCUUGAAGCGUUCCGGCACAGGCUCACCUAACGGCUCACCCGCUGUGAUACCUCAGAUCGUUGAGAGUCCGUCGAACAGCCUGCCCGGCACACCCCGAGAUGGACCUCAAGGUCGAAGCUCUUCCCUCAAUGGCGACUACUUCAGCCCACGGCUGGCUAUGACGAAGAGCAUGCCAGCUACACCCAACGGCACCUCACGUAACAUCUCCUUCAGCCCACGGAUUCAGUUUCACGAUGUCUGGUCUAGCACCGAGUACGACCGUCGUGGCGAGAUUGCCACUUGCAACCGCUUGACGCCCAUGCUUGCUCAGCAGAUCAAAGAGGAGUUGAAUACGUUCAAGAUGGAAAUGGAAGUCCACGAGCAAAGCAAACCGCACACGCACUUUUUCUAA